Microdochium trichocladiopsis is the source of this 1460-nucleotide messenger RNA. RefSeq lists its product as uncharacterized. The transcript has 4 exons. The record is from RefSeq and is a predicted model, not a curated record. Lineage: Eukaryota; Fungi; Ascomycota; Sordariomycetes; Xylariales; Microdochiaceae. Bases 118 to 1362 code for a protein of 414 amino acids.
CUCUGCUGUCACAAAUACCACGGCAGGGACGCCUGGCCCGAUCACGCAACAUAUCGACGAUAGCCGAUCGACAAGCGAUCGACCCAAGGAUAUCCAGAGAACAAGCUCGAAGCCAGCAUGGCUGUCACUGACACCAUGCCGAUCAUGAUCAAAGAGGUCGUGCGGCGACAAGGGCCGCCGCCUCUCCCGCCACCGCCGGGUGGGUACACAUACGACUGGCCAACAUCACCGUUGCAGCAGUUUGGCUUUUUCAUUAUCUUCUUCUUUCCGGCACUCGCGACGGUUUUCUAUGCACUGAGAGUGUACUCGAGGACGAGCAAGAAGCAGUUUGGACUGGAUGAUGCCCUCGUCGGCGCUGCGCUCGUCUUCUCAUGGACGGAGACAUCCUUCACCUACAACUUUAUGAAAUACAACUACGUCGGCAUCCACGUCUGGGACAUCCCACUCACCAACGAUCCCAGACCCGGCUUGAUCUAUAACUUCGCCGUCCAAAUUGCUUACAACCCCAUCCUCGCCCUGGUCAAGACUUCGGUCCUGCUAUUCCUCCUCAGACUAAGCGGCGUGCAAAGGCCGCUGGUCCGCUGGUCCAUCCACGCCCUCAACGCCCUCAACAUCGCCAUGAUGCUCGCCAUAUUCAUCGUCGUCAUCUUCCAGUGCAGCCCCGUCGCAGCCAUCUACGACCCGGAUGUCAAGGGCACCUGCAUCGAACAGGGUCUCUUCUAUGUUGUCACUGCCGGUCUCACCGUCCUGACUGACGUUCUCGUCCUCGCAUUACCUUUCUGGAUUUUCCUUGAGCUCAAGAUCUCGCGCAAGAAGAAAAUGGCCCUCAUUGGCGUCUUCGGUCUCGGCGGCCUCGUUACAGCAGUCGGCGUCGCCCGUCUGCUCAUCCUCUAUCAGGGCUUCUUCACUGCCCCUUCCGCAGACCCGACCUACUCCAUCGCCUUUACCUCCUCGGCCAUUGAGACAAACCUCGCCAUCAUCACCGCCUCUGCGCCCAUGCUGAGGCCCUUGCUCGUGCAGUGGUUUCCCAGAAUGUUUGCUAGCACGAAAGGCACGAGCGCUGGUAAUGGGUACAAUGGCACAGGCAGCGGAUACGCUAACCAGUCGACAUUGAGGAGCAAACCGGGACACCGGAGCACGCCAUAUGGAGCUGGCGUGAGCGGGAUUAGACUUCAGGAUAUUUCCAAGGCUAGGCACCACACGGAGAUCAGGGGCGAUAGUCCUACAGGGUCAGAGGAGGAGAUAAUGACGUACAACGGCAUCAUGCGCACGACGAAUUACACGGUCACCAUUGACAAAGAUGGCCAGGAGUUCGCCCAGGCCCACGAAGACGCCGAACCAGCAAGGGCGAGUUACCAAUGAUAAUCUCGAGCGUAGAAUCGAUAAACAGCGUUGGUGGCAAGAGAUUCCACUAAGAAGCUCUGUCUCUGAUGCACUUAUGCAUAUGGGUUUCUCGGAAG